Messenger RNA from Guillardia theta CCMP2712, 834 nucleotides. RefSeq lists its product as hypothetical. Gene Ontology annotation, cellular component: nuclear body; BRISC complex; BRCA1-A complex. The transcript has 3 exons. Gene Ontology annotation, biological process: positive regulation of DNA repair; protein K63-linked deubiquitination; mitotic G2 DNA damage checkpoint signaling. The record is from RefSeq and is a predicted model, not a curated record. The coding region runs from base 1 to 834 and encodes 277 amino acids. Lineage: Eukaryota; Cryptophyceae; Pyrenomonadales; Geminigeraceae.
AUGCCUGAUGGCAUCAGCCCCAAGAACGAGGCAUGGGAGCAGGACUCGUCCAAGAACUCAAGGCUCUCCCAUGGCGGCAAAGAAAGCAUUGUCUUCUUCAUCGAUAUACACAAGGAAGAGUUUCCAGGCGUCGUAUGGCCGACCCUCAACGGGUCCAACGGGAACCUCACGUUGGAGCUGUUCAAGCAGUGUGUCUCCUUGAUAGUCCUCACUCAAGCGCGAAUCAGCAGGAACAAUGAGUUCUGCUUGUGCGUGUUGUUGGAUGGAGCGAUCCUCUGCUCUGAGUUCACCAGCGACAUCUCGCAAUUAUUGGAUCAAGUGUAUGCUCUUGAGGGCCAGGAGCCCUUCAGCGAGCUCGACAUGGCGUCUGUAUUCAACAUCCUCCAGGAGAGGAAGCAAACUGUUGCCGUUUCACCCAAGAACAGCACAGGAGACAAUCUCGUCAGAGGUAUCCUCUUCUAUGCCCGAUCUCAUGCCCCGAAGUUUGUUGAGGGCGAGGAGGCCUGGCGUGAGCUGAGCAGGGACCCGGAUGUCGUUCUUGAUGCCAUCUUCGUUCACUCCACCCACGGCUCUAAGGAGAAGGCGCAGGAAAUCUUUGACUUCUUCAUUGACUUAGACAUAGACAACUCAGGGCUGCCCUACACGUUUGAAAGUGUCUUGAACCCCAAGAAAGUUUUGCGCUGCGCUGCUCAGCUCGCUGCGAACGGACGGCAGAGGCCGAAGCAAGGCCUGCUGGUCAACGACCUGACCAAGAUCGAGCUGACCGGGCUCACGGACAGCAUGGACACGACAGAGGAGGAGGAGGAUAUUCCCGUGGGGAUUCCUGUACAAUAA